Molecule: messenger RNA, 1834 nt
Organism: Linderina pennispora
Lineage: Eukaryota; Fungi; Kickxellomycota; Kickxellomycetes; Kickxellales; Kickxellaceae
Product: MFS general substrate transporter
Exons: 1
Coding region: 370-1746 (458 amino acids)
Source: RefSeq, a predicted model, not a curated record
UUGCCGGCGCGUGGUGGUGGAUUGCUCCCUGCUUUUUUGUCCAGGCGCAAACUGUUUGGGGAUGCUGCCUAGCAAUUAAACCAAGAAAAAUGAGUACGGAACUUGCCGUGCACCUCGUUUUGUUCUUCACCAAGUGCAAAAUGUCCCUGCUCGACGCUUGUUUGCCCGCUUUGAGACGGCAAUUCUGAUUGUUCUUCCAGCAGCCUCAUCGGCAGACAUAUAAAUAACUCGCCGGGUCUCCUCCCUCCCUCCACUUUUCUUUUUCACCCAUUGUCUAUAGUCGACGUCUCCCCUCUACAAUUUAUCUAUUCCUAGUUUCCGAGCCCUUGUUAUUUUGCAGCUACUAAUUGCCUUUAAACAUCCUCAGCCAUGUUUAAGCUCCCGCGCUACAACAGCCCGAUGACCCAGGUGGUCCUCGUGGGCUUCGUGUGCUUCCUCAACCCAGGCAUGUUCAACGCCCUCAACGGUAUGGGUGGUGGUGGUCAGAUGGACCCGACAACUGGAUCCAACGCCAACACGGCUCUCUACUGCACGUUCAUUGUCUUCGGUAUUAUUGGUGGAUCGAUUGUCAACCUGUUCGGUGUCCGCUGGACGAUCUUUGGCUCUGGUUUCACGUAUGCUCUGUACUCUGGCUCGUAUAUCUACCUCAACCACACUCAGAAGGGCUCGUUCACCAUCGCUGCGGGAGCGCUCCUUGGUGUCGGUGCCGGUAUUCUGUGGGCUGCGCAAGGCAUGAUCAUGGUCUCAUACCCUACUGAGGAGGAGAAGGGCAAGUACAUUGCCAUCUUCUGGAUCAUCUUCAACCUUGGUGGUAUGCUUGGCGGUAUUCUCCCCUUCGCCAUCAACUUCCACAGCGAAAAGAAGUCGCUUGAGGAUGGUGUCUACAUUGCCUUUGUUAUCCUUGAGUGCCUUGGUGCUAUCCUCGGACUUGCCCUGUGUCCGCCUGCGAAUGUCGUGCGUGAUGACGGUUCGUCGGUCGUUCUGGUCAAGUACACCAGCGCCCGUAAGGAGGCUAUUGAGAUCAUCAAGCUGUUCUUGAACCCCACCAUGCUUGCCUUAAUCCCCAUGUGCUUUACCUCCAACUUCUUCUAUGGCUACCAGUUCAACUGUGUCAACGGCGCCAUCUUCAACGUCCGCACACGUGGCUUCAACAACAUCUUCUACUGGGGAUUCCAGAUGGUUGGUUCGUACUUCCUGUCGUUCCUUCUAGAUAAGCAAGAGUGGACCAAGCGCAAGCGUGGCCUCAUCGUCUUUGGUAUUGUCGCCGUGUUCUUCAAUGCCAUCUGGGGAGGAACCCUCAAGCUGCAGCUCCGCUACACCCAUGGCCCUAGUGAUAAUGGAGAUACUGACUAUCCUGGAGGCCAUAUCGAUUUCCUGGAGCAUAGCCGCGCUGCUGGCCCGAUCAUUCUGUACCUCCUGUAUGGUGUCGGUGAUGCCUUGUACCAGAACUUUGCCUACUGGAUCAUUGGUGCUCUUACCAACGACAACCAGAAGCUUUCACGCUACGCCGGCUUCUACAAGGGCAUCCAGUCGCUCGGUGCCACUGUUGCGUGGCAGCUGGACGCCAAGAAGGUCACGUUUAUGCACCAGCUCAUUGGUAACUGGGUCUUGCUCGGCAUCUCGCUCUUCCCGAUGUUCUAUGUCGUUCUUCACCUCAAGGACCACGUCAAUGAUGCUGUCCCUGAUGAUGAUGCUGUCGCCGGCAAGGAGUAUGUCGCCGAUUCGGACGAGAAGGUCUCGGUCUAAGCUGUUACCAUACCUUGAUUUCCAAUAUUUCGCAGUGCUUAUCCUAUUUCCAAAAUCAUAAUAAGAGAAUGAUCACCUUUAUCCUGUC